Phalaenopsis equestris is the source of this 1515-nucleotide messenger RNA. RefSeq names its product phosphatidylinositol 3,4,5-trisphosphate 3-phosphatase and protein-tyrosine-phosphatase PTEN1. The record is from RefSeq and is a predicted model, not a curated record. The coding region runs from base 122 to 1408 and encodes 428 amino acids. Gene Ontology annotation, biological process: phosphatidylinositol dephosphorylation. Gene Ontology annotation, cellular component: cytosol. The transcript has 8 exons. Lineage: Eukaryota; Viridiplantae; Streptophyta; Magnoliopsida; Asparagales; Orchidaceae. Gene Ontology annotation, molecular function: phosphatidylinositol-3,4,5-trisphosphate 3-phosphatase activity; protein tyrosine phosphatase activity.
UGGAUUCGGAAAAAUAACGUGGUGGAGAUAAUUGGGGAAGAAGCGUGCGACAAGACGAAGAUCAAAGAGGAAAAGAUGAAUUUAGCGGAAAGGAAAUCGUAAGAAGAAGUGGCUCAGAGAGAUGGAAAUAAAUCACAUCGCAUUUUCAGGCGAAUCCAAUCGAAACCAUUCCCCCACUCCAACCGAGAACGCCAUGGGGAUGAAGCUCUCAACGCCAGUCUCUUCCAAGCCCAAGAACAGCAGCCUCGUUAAUGGAUAUCAUAAACUACUGCAUUAUGUCGCCAACUCCUUCUUUCUCCGAAACCUCGUUUCCAAAAGCCGGCGGCGAAUGCUUGUUGCCGGCUAUGAUCUGGACAUGUCGUACAUCACGGAUCGUCUGCUGGCAAUGUCAUAUCCGGGAGAGCGUGUGCGGGCGCUGUACAGGAACCCUAUCUGGCAGGUCAGGGAUGUGCUGGAUACGAGGCAUCCGGAUCGAUACAAGGUUUACAAUCUAUGCAUCGAAGAGAACUACGAUCCCACACAUUUUCACGGGCGAGUGGAGAUCUAUCCAUUCGAUGACAACCAUGUUCCGCCAUUGUCAAUGGUCAAGCUCUUAUGUGAAAGUAUAUAUUCAUGGCUCUCAAGUGAUCCAGAGAAUAUUGCUGUCAUCCAUUGUAUGGCUGGCAAAGGUCGGACGGGCUUGAUGGUUUGUUCUUAUCUUGUGUAUAGUGGGAUGAGUGUAGACGAAGCUCUUCAGUUGUAUGCUCAUAAAAGGACUACUAACAAUAGAGGGGUUUCAAUACCAAGUCAACGGCGCUACGUGAGGUAUUGGUCUGAGGUGCUUCAAUUCCACAAGGAUAAGCUCGAUGAACCUCCUACGAUUAAUUUGCCCAAAAUAACUACAAGAGAAUUGCGUCGCAUUCGUCUUUACGACACAAUCAAUAUUAAUUCCGUCUUCUUUGUUGCCAUGGAAAUGCAAGAUCAGAUUGCCGGGCAACUGUAUCGUCCGUCCAUAGAAGUGGCAAAAGGGUGUUGCAGAGAAGUGAAGGAAGGAGAUCGUAGGAGCAACAGCCCACGGUAUUACCUCUCCUAUGUCGAUGAUGGUGGGAAUGAUUUAGAUAGAAUAGAAGUUGUUUCUCCUCGCGUUGUUGUUCAGAUGGAUACGGAGAGAUCGGCGUUGUACCAGAAGACAUGCCUUGAUUACUGCUUUGAAAGCCCAUUGCAGGUGGCCGGAGAUUUGCGAGUUGUUUUCUACGAAAAGCUGAUCGGCAGUCGCCUCUUUUAUGUGUGCUUUAACAUGGCUUUCAUUAAAGGCAGCAUGAUGCAGUUUUCGGUUCGGGAUCUGGACAAAGUUGGGCAUAAGGGUAAAUUCAUAUGCGGCCAAUCCUUCAGUUUGGAGCUCUUCUUCGGUCCAGCAAAUGCACUCUAAAAGUAAACAAUGGAUAAAUUCACAUCUUUUUCCCAAGCAAUUCUUAUAAUUGCUUUUUCCCACUUCAUUAACCUUCCUUCUGCAAAGUUUUUGUUAGCAUCGGAAGC